Molecule: messenger RNA, 534 nt
Organism: Pogona vitticeps (central bearded dragon)
Lineage: Eukaryota; Metazoa; Chordata; Lepidosauria; Squamata; Agamidae
Source: RefSeq, a predicted model, not a curated record
AUGGUGCGUGGGAAGCGGUCGCAGGGCAAUCCUGAGGCGGCCGAAGCUUCCACCGCGGCUGCCCUUGAGCCUGCGAAGAAGGGAAAGAACCGCUCCUCGGGUUCUCUUUCCCAGCUUAUUCUUCAGGCCUUCGAGACCGGGCUUCCGCGGAAGGGGCUGACUUUGGCGGCCCUCAAGAAGUCCCUCACGGAAGCGGGCUUCAACGUCAACAAGAACAACAGCCGCCUCAAGAGGGAGCUCCGCACCUUGGUUUCUAACGGGCUCCUGGUCCGCGUCACCGGCAGCGGCGUGUCGGGCACGUUCAAGCGAGGCCGCGGUCGGGCGGCCAGAAAACCCACCAAGUCGGAAAAACGCAAAGCGAGAAAAGCCACGGCCGCCCAAAGAGCGUCUGCCAAGAACCAUAAGCCGAAAAAGCCCAGAAAGAAACAGCCGGCCGUAACUAAACCGAAAGGGCUUCAAAACCGAGCUUCGGCUGCUGUUUCCGAUCGGAAGCGCCAGUAUAACAAACAUCAGGCAGCGAAGAAACCUGGCUAA